This is a messenger RNA of Epinephelus fuscoguttatus (brown-marbled grouper), 1224 nucleotides long. Its product is annotated as B-cell receptor CD22. Bases 145 to 645 code for a protein of 166 amino acids. The record is from RefSeq and is a predicted model, not a curated record. The transcript is spliced from 7 exons. Lineage: Eukaryota; Metazoa; Chordata; Actinopteri; Perciformes; Serranidae.
GCAAGUGCUAAUACUGGAGAAGCAUAAUGGGGGUUUCUGCCACAACUUCACCUACGUCUUAUAUGCACGGAGAAGGAGAAGAAUUGUAAAGAGAUCAGAACUCCAGAAACAGUCAUAACUUACACAGACACGUACUACUUCAGAAUGGAGAACAGGCCAUUCAUAGCAACAGCUUCUUGUGAUCCUCUUCAAAGAACAGUUAAUGAUGCUCCCAAGAACACCUCAGUGUCCAUCAGUCCAUCAGGUUUGGUGUCAGCAGGUAGCUGGGUGAACCUGACCUGCUCCAGCAGAGCCAAUCCUCCAGUCAGCAGCUUCACCUGGUUCAAGACCAGCAAAGAUGGACCCAUCAAAGUGUCUGACAAAGACCUUUACAGCUUUAAUGUGACAAAUGGAGGAUUUUAUUACUGUGUGGCCACAAAUGAUCUUGGUAAUGAAACAUCAUCGGAGAUCAAGCUGAUUGCUGAAGGCAAUCCAGAGUUUGGGGUUGAUGUCCACAUCACAGUGAAGAUCCUGGGAAUCAUAGCACUCUACGGCACAAUCAUCAUCUUUGAGUGGUGGUUUAGAUCAAGAUGCUGCAACAAACCAGUGAAAGACAUAGCUGAAGCAGACUACAUCAACUGUGUGAUUGAGAUUCAAGCAUCAUGAAGGAGAAGAGGAAAACAUCUUGUUCACCUUUUAUGGAAUAUUUCUGAUUCUUAUUCAUCUUAUUCUUAAAUAUUAAAUAUUUUUCUUUGCAGCAGAUCAGUAAGAUGAUCAAAAGUUCAAGUGCAAACAAGACAGAAGAUCAUAUACUGUAGCUUCAUUAUUAAUUGUUUAAGAUUGUGCUAUCUUUUUUAUCCAACAGUGUUUUCUUUGCAUGCAUGGAUAUAUUUUUUCAAACAAAAGCUUUGAUAGUUAAAAUUAGAUUUUUGUUGUGAUGAGAAAGCAGAAAAUGUUGAUAUUUAUCUUUUAUUGUCACAGUUGUUUUGUGUAUAUACAUGUGUAGAUGAAUGCUGGAUUAAAAGCAUCUGAAGUUAAACAAAGCAUUUUAAUCAGGUUCUCUCCUCAGCGCUGUAUUGCAGAGCAGCAGUGAUACAGACUGUACACAAGUCAGUUUAAUAAACUCUGUGGUAACUACAUGUGUCAAAUAGUCUUUGGUUGAUAACACUUUAGAAUAAGUUAAAGAAUCAGGUGGCAUUAUUAAAUAUCCCUUUCAGUUUGACAAGAGCACUGAGACACCUCACA